Molecule: messenger RNA, 612 nt
Organism: Brugia pahangi
Lineage: Eukaryota; Metazoa; Nematoda; Chromadorea; Rhabditida; Onchocercidae
Source: the annotation of a GenBank genome assembly
AUGUCCACAACUUCCAGCCCUUCACCAGCAACGAUUCCAUUUCCUCUUGGCUCUUUUAUUGUACCACCUCCAAGAUCCUUAAUUGUGCCACCACCAAAUUCCUUAAAUAUACCUCCACCUAAUGUUAUGGACUGUCCACCGCCUAGCAAUUUUUCUCUAACCACAAGCAGUUUCGCUUCGGCUACUCCUUUAGUUUCAUGUACAUUUUCUUCACCGUCUCCAUCAAGCUCUAAUUCUACUACAGUAGCUUCAGCUACUGGUUUAGUUUCCAGAAAGCCGUUAACAAAUGGUGGUAACAGCAACAGUAUUGUUGAUCCAGCAAAAGUUAAUGGUGAUUUACGCCAUGAACCCAGAAAGCAGUUCGAAAAUUAUGGUGACACGUUGGAUAGCCGUGGAGAUCGCAGGUCAUUUGGUGGAUUUUGUGGAAGCGUUAGUCGUGCAUUAGCAUUGAUCGUGGACGUUUGCGGGAUCCACGUGGACGUAAUCGAGAUCGUGAACGCAAUGGUAAUCGAGGAUUACAACAACAACAGCUUCAUAAUAAUGGUGGUAGGCGUUAUUGUAGCGAUAAUCGUAAUCGGAGAUAAACGUGUUUUAUUUUCUUUUAUAUUUUGA